GUGUUCGGCUUCAUGAUCUCAUCUGAUAUCCCGGCAUUUUAACGCAUUUUCGCUGGAUACCAAGUCAUGGUCCAUUCCUAGCAUACGCCCUCAUCAAAUCUGCUUAAAGUACUGGUACACUUCAAGGAGGCGCGCCUGGUCCCCUCGUCCAGUUCGGGUGCAUGUCUUCAACCCAGGACGGCAACAUUACGGCGAGGUCAUCGCCGACCCCUGGCACCGCUAAAGGGGACGGGCAGAAUGGCGGCUCGGCUUCUGUCCAAGAGGUGAAGCCGUCACCAGAACAUAUCCGGCAAAUUGUCCGCCUGACACAAUGUCCUACCUGCUCUCUACCGUUGCGCGAACCCGUCACUCUCCCCUGCGGAAGAACGCUCUGCCGCAGCUGCUUGCCCGAACCCCAUGAGCGGACCAAUAUAACAUACCUAGUCACCCGUGAUAGGCUGCGGGCCUUUCAGUGUCCAUUCCAGGAUUGCGCCAAGCAUCAUGCUUCCGCCGACUGCACCGUCGAUGUCGUCUUGGGCGAUAUCGUCGACGCUAUCAAAACUGAACUAGAAAAGGAAUGCAGCUCCGAGUUGACCACACAUGUUGUUGUGAAAGACAAGUGGGUCGAGGCUGGGAUACCCUCCCUGAGGGAGCCUCAAACAACAUCCCGGUUGCUGGACGGAGGAGCAUUUCUCGCCAUAUACGCGCUAGCAAGGGGCGGAGAACUCGUGUACAACGCCGAGGUCACCUUGGCGAGCCCGCUCACCGAGCAGCAUGCAGAAUCCGACGCGGAGCUCCUGGGCCGGGUGAAGGACGCUGCAAGAGCGAGCGCCGACUGCCCGCUCUGCUACGCCGUGUUCAUCGACCCAGUCACCACCCCCUGCGGCCACACGCUCUGCAGGUCCUGUCUGCGGCGCGUGCUCGACUACGCGCGAGAGUGCCCUUUUUGUCGCCGCGCCUUGUCGAUACGCCCGGACGUGUACCUGGGAGAGUCGCCAUCGUAUCCCGCCAACCAGCUGCUGUCCAAAAUCCUCGACUGCUUCUGGCCGGACCUCGUCGAGGAGCGCCGGCAGGCGGCAGGCCGCGAAGCGCUGAGCCAUAGAAACCCAAACUGCGACAGGGCCAUAUUCGUGUGCACCCUCUCCUUUCCGGCCAUGCCCACCUUCCUACACGUGUUUGAGCCGCGCUACCGGCUGAUGAUCCGCCGCGCGCUCCAGGGAGACCGGACGUUCGGCAUGGUCAUGUACCACCCCGGCACCAGGGGGAACCCAGUCGAGCUGGGCACGCUGCUCCGCAUCGUCAAAUCUGAGUUCUUGCCCGACGGACGGAGUCUCAUCCAGACGAUCGGCAUAUCUCGGUUUCGGAUCCUUGAGCACGACACGCUGGACGGGUACAUGGUGGCCAGGAUCCAGACGGUCAGCGACAUUAGCUUGGCAGAGGAGGAAGACCUCGAGGCGACCGAAACGGCUACGGCAGGAAACCACGGAUUAGCAAGGGCAAGCUUGGGCGAGACCGACCACCAGGAAGAUGCAUCCGCAGCCAGCAGGUCGCCAAUAACCUACGACGAGAUUGAACAAACCCCUACCAAAGACCUCAUGGAGUUCGCCAGGGGGUUCAUUCAGCGCAUGCAGGCCCAGAGGGCGACCUGGCUCGUCGCCCAGGGCCGCAUCAUCUACGGCGAGUGCCCCCGGGACGCGGCGGUUUUCCCGUGGUGGUUCGCCGCAGUGUUUCCCAUCAGGGACACGGAAAAGUACGAGAUUCUCGGCACGACGAGCGUGCGGGAGCGGAUGAAGAUGUGCUGCAGGUGGAUCAUGGAGUGGGAGAAUGCAUCGUGGCAUUCAUCAUGCUGCUUAAUGUAGUUUGCCGUCGUGCCGCAGACCAGAGUGCUAAGCGCUUUGAUGGCUUGAGAACUGCAUUGGCCAUGGGCUCAGCGCCGGUACAAGUACCCCCUAAUACAACAACUCGAUCCCUCAGGCUAGUCGGAGCUGAGGGGAUGGAGUAAUCGUUCGUGAACUUU
This is a messenger RNA of Canariomyces notabilis, 1996 nucleotides long. RefSeq lists its product as uncharacterized. Gene Ontology annotation, molecular function: ubiquitin protein ligase activity. The transcript is spliced from 2 exons. The record is from RefSeq and is a predicted model, not a curated record. NCBI's taxonomy places the organism in Eukaryota, Fungi, Ascomycota, Sordariomycetes, Sordariales, Chaetomiaceae. Bases 162 to 1838 code for a protein of 558 amino acids.